Molecule: messenger RNA, 837 nt
Organism: Aureobasidium melanogenum CBS 110374
Lineage: Eukaryota; Fungi; Ascomycota; Dothideomycetes; Dothideales; Saccotheciaceae
Exons: 4
Source: RefSeq, a predicted model, not a curated record
CCCUCAGCCAAACCUCCGAAUGGCAUAACACCCAACUUCGUCGAUCCUCCCAGCAUUGGUCAUCGACAAACAGCUACCAACAUAGUCGUUUUGAUCGUCAUGAUUGUCGUUGUCCUUCUUCGAUUGUACACUCGGAUCUUCAUCGUCAAAUCCGUCGGCUAUGACGACUGGGCGAUGAUCGCCUCACUACUUAUAUGUUUAACGGCCAUAGCUCUCUACCAAGGUCUGGUUCAUCUGGGUAUGGGACGACAUCUAUGGGACGUCCCAGUGGCUCAGUUCUCUCCACACUUCCUCAGGCUGUACCUCAUCGCCUCGGUCUUCUAUAGCUCCUCGAUGCUUUCCAUCAAAGUCGCCAUCAUGUUGUUGUACCGUCGUCUGUUUCCCAUCCAGAACUUCAUGUGGCGUUGGUGGGCUGUCUUCCUCUUUGCCGUCGGAUACUCUGUGGCCGGUAUCCUCACAGAGAUCUUCGACUGUACACCGGUUCACUUCCAAUGGGACAUCUUUGCCAAAGGAAAAUGCAUCAAUCGCCCAGCUUUCUAUAUGGCCAACGCUGUGUUCAAUUCCGUCAGCGAUCUAUUGAUUCUUGCACUUCCGAUCCCAGUCGUUUGGAACCUGGCAUUGACACGUAGAAAGAAGAUCACCUUAUCUUUGGUUUUUGCGAUGGGUUCUGCCGGAUGCAUCGUCAGCAUCAUCCGUCUUAGAAGUAUCAUCGCCUACCUCGAGGCCGGAGACGGCGACCUCACCUAUACGAUCCUGGAUUUCGUUUUGUGGUCGUCGAUCGAGGCCGCUGUCUCAAUGAUGUGUGCUUGUGUGCCAACUUUGAAGCCCUUUUUUGAA